ACAGACCUUGUUCGCCAGUGCAGACACUGCCUACGUGUUGGCCUACUCCAUCAUCAUGCUCACCACAGACCUGCACAGUCCUCAGGUGAAGAACAAAAUGACGAAGGAGCAGUACAUCAAGAUGAACCGCGGCAUUAACGACAGCAAGGACCUGCCCGAGGAGUACCUGUCGUCCAUAUACGACGAGAUCGCGGGCAAGAAGAUCGCCAUGAAGGAGAGCAAAGAGUUUUCAAUCACACCCAAGUCCACCAAGCAGAGUGUGGCCAGCGAGAAGCAGCGCCGGCUGCUUUACAACAUGGAGAUGGAGCAGAUGGCGAAGACGGCGAAGGCUCUGAUGGAGGCGGUCAGCCACGCUCAGGCUCCGUUCUUCAGCGCCACACACCUGGAGCACGUCAGGCCCAUGUUCAAGCUGGCGUGGACUCCUCUGCUGGCGGCGUUCAGCGUCGGACUGCAGGACUGUGACGACCCCGAGGUGGCCUCGCUGUGUCUGGAGGGCAUUCGCUGUGCCAUCAGGAUCGCCUGCAUCUUCAGCAUGCAGCUGGAGCGAGAUGCGUACGUUCAAGCCUUGGCCAGGUUCACUCUGCUGACCGCCAGCUCCAGCAUCACGGAGAUGAAGCAGAAGAACAUCGACACCAUCAAGACUCUCAUCACUGUGGCCCACACUGACGGGAACUACCUGGGCAACUCCUGGCACGAGAUCUUGCGCUGCAUCAGUCAGCUGGAGCUCGCCCAGUUGAUCGGCACCGGGGUGAAGACGCGCUACAUCUCAGGGGUGGUCCGCGACAGGGAGGCCGGCAUCAGGGGCUUACCAUCGGGGACGGAGGAGUUCAUGCCUCUGGGGCUGGGUAACCUGGUGGGGAGUCAGGACAAGAGGCAGAUGGCUCACAUCCAGGAGUCGGUCGGAGAGACCAGCUCCCAGAGUGUGGUGGUCGCUGUGGAUCGGAUCUUCACCGGCUCCACCAGACUGGAUGGGAAUGCGAUCGUGGACUUCGUGCGGUGGCUGUGCGCCGUGUCCAUGGACGAGCUGGCGUCGGCGCACCAGCCGAGGAUGUUCAGCCUGCAGAAGAUUGUGGAGAUCUCCUACUACAACAUGAACCGCAUCAGGCUGCAGUGGUCUCGCAUCUGGCAGGUCAUAGGAGACCACUUCAACAAGGUCGGCUGUAACCCCAACGAAGACGUCGCCAUCUUCGCCGUGGACUCGCUGAGGCAGCUCUCCAUGAAGUUCUUGGAAAAGGGGGAGCUGGCAAACUUCCGCUUCCAGAAGGACUUCCUCAGGCCUUUCGAGCACAUCAUGAAGAAGAACAGGUCCCCCACUAUCAGAGACAUGGUGAUCAGGUGUGUUGCUCAGAUGGUGAACUCGCAGGCGGCAAACAUCCGCUCAGGUUGGAAGAACAUCUUCUCAGUGUUUCACCAGGCCGCCUCCGACCACGACGAGACCAUCGUGGAGCUGGCCUUCCAGACCACCGGGCACAUCGUCAUGAACACCUUCCAGGAGCACUUUGCAGCUGCUAUCGAUUCGUUCCAGGAUGCAGUGAAGUGUUUGUCGGAGUUUGUGUGCAACGCAGCGUUUCCCGACACCAGCAUGGAGUCGAUCAGACUCAUCCGACACUGUGCUAAAUACGUCUCUGACCGCCCUCAGGCCCUGAGGGAGUACACCAGCGAUGACAUGAACGUCGCCCCUGGCGACCGGGUGUGGGUCCGCGGCUGGUUUCCCAUCCUGUUUGAACUUUCCUGCAUCAUCAACCGCUGCAAGCUGGACGUCCGGACCAGAGGCCUCACGGUCAUGUUUGAGAUCAUGAAGAGUUACGGCCACACCUUCGAGAAGCACUGGUGGCACGACCUCUUCCGAAUCGUCUUCCGCAUCUUCGACAACAUGAAGCUUCCCGAGCAGCAGACGGAGAAAACCGAGUGGAUGACGACGACGUGUAACCACGCCCUGUACGCCAUCUGCGACGUGUUCACCCAGUUCUACGAGCCGCUCAGCGAGAUCCUGCUGGCCGACAUCUUCACGCAGCUCCAGUGGUGCGUCAGGCAAGACAACGAGCAGCUGGCCCGGUCGGGGACCAACUGUCUGGAGAACCUGGUGAUUCUGAACGGGGAGAAGUUCAGCCCCGACGUCUGGAACAUCACGUGCUCCUGCAUGCUGGAGAUCUUCCAGAACACCAGCCCUCACGCGUUGUUGACUUGGCGACCGGCUGGACAGGACGAGGAAGCUGUCGAUGGGAAGCACUUUGACGCUGACUUCGACAGUCUGUCCCAGAGCAGCUACGACAGAGCUCUGUCCGAGAGAGGACACAGCCAGAUGUCCAGCGACGACACCUGGAAGGGGAAAUCUAACGCCAGAGUUUCGGACCAGAAGCUGUUUGCAGGGCUGCUGAUUAAAUGCGUGGUGCAGCUUGAGCUAAUCCAGACCAUCGACAACAUCGUGUUCUACCCGACAACCAGCAAGAAGGAGGACGCUGAGAACAUGGCUGCUGCACAGCGAGAUGCUCUGGAGGAGUCGGAGGCUGAGGGAGGCGAGUCGGGUCCGGACCAGGGCAUGUACAGGCACAUGACGUCCGCUCACCUCUUCAAGCUGCUGGACUGUCUGCUGGAGUCGCACACCUUCGCCAAGGACUUCAACUCCAACAACGAGCAGAGGACGGCGCUCUGGAGGGCAGGAUUUAAAGGGAAAUCCAAGCCCAACUUGCUGAAGCAGGAGACCAGCAGCCUCGCCUGCAGCCUGAGGAUCUUGUUCAGGAUGUAUUCUGACCGGCAGCUGCAGGACUCAUGGCCCGACAUCCAGACACGCCUGCUGCUGGUUUGCAGCGAAGCUCUGGCCUACUUCAUCAGUCUGACCUCAGAGAGCCACCGAGAGGCCUGGAACAGUCUGCUGAUGCUGCUGCUGACCCGGACGCUACGACUGCCCGACGACAAGUUUAAGCCCCACGCCUCCUGCUACUACCCCCAGCUGUGUGAGAUGAUGCAGUUCGACCUGAUCCCUGAGCUGCGAGCCGUCCUCAGGCGCUUCUUCCUGCGCAUCGGCUCCGCCUUCCACAUCGCUGCCCCCGAGGCGGCGCCGACCCGGACUCCCACCUCCUAGGAAGGGUGGAAAAGAUGGCGGACACACUUAAGAGACUUCCCCCCCCUCCUCCUCUUCUAAACUGGAUCAGACCACAGGUGGGGCUGCGACGUGAGGACGAAGGUGACGACGACUGUAGCUUCUCUUGUCUCAGUUCAAGACUCUGCGUUCAAGUGUUCGGCUUCUCUGCGGCUCGUAGGAGAAGCCUUCCCUCCCUUCCUCCUGUCGGGGAUGAACAGCACUGUGACCAGCGCUCUCUGCUGACUGUUGUCAUUCAUCGUCCCCGCCGCCCUCCGACUCUCAUCUCGAUGACCAGAAAAGAACUGUAGACGAAUAAUUUAUUGUUCUUGUUGCAAACCCUGUAUCUGAUUUUGAAGGUUUGUUUUUCUGUUUUUUGUUUUUUAAAUGCUUAACAGAGACGUAUAUCUACAUGGUGAAGAGCAAAUACCUUUGAAUUUGAUGAACUAUUCUUACAUCUUGUGAAAAUUCCUCUUUUUGGCCACUUGUGCCUGUUGGAAAAUGGUGAUCUAAUCAGAACAUGUUCCCACCCCGAAGCGUUGCUUGUGACUUUAGCGUUCCCUCUCGUGCUAUUAGGGUUUUGCGGUUGUUAAAGAAAGCUGCAGGUGAGCUCGAUCUGCAUCUUUUACGACACUAUCAAAGACAUCUCCUGGGUUUUUUUGUUGUUGUUUGUGACGUUUCUGCGACACAACCGUCCUGUCGUGCUUCAUCGUUUCUUGCCUGUCAAUGAGAUUUUGCUUAUUUAUUUUGUUGAUUUAUGAUUGUUGUUUUGCAGGAUAAUUGCUGGUUUACAAUGAAAGGUUGGCGACUUCCCUCUGCCACGCAUUCCUGAGAGUGUUGACCCAGUAAGCCUUACGCUGGGAUCACAAAAAAAACCCACCGCCGAUCCACCGAUUGGCCCUGAAGGUGGCGCAGCGGUUGCCUAAAUCCCACGGUCUUUUGCACACGUGUUUCCGACAGUCUGCUCAUGUAUUAACGCCGCCCGGACUGGACGGCCGGAUCAGUGUUGACACCCUUCUCCACAUUAGAUCUCCGCAGAAAAAGGUUCAGGAACAGAGCGAAACCAAAACUCGCAUCCACGGAGAUCCUGAAAAUCUCUGCGUCCUGGAUCCCUCCUAGUUCGUUCCCUGCCUUUUUUUUAAAAAAGAAGAAGGAUGUAUGUAAUUAUUUAAAGUGCAUUUAAAUAUUUUUUGAGAAGCAUUCCUUCCCUCGCAACUAUGGAUGUCUACUUUUCUUCCCUGACGCUAAGGGAAUAUAUAAAUAUAUAUAAAUAUAUAUAUACAGUAAAUGAAAAAAAAAAUGCAGACUGUAAAGUUUUCAAUGUAAGAUACAUAGAAAUGAAAGUGCUAUAUGGUUCUAUACAUAAUAUUGUGAUGUAAUCUUCCAAGCAUUUGGUGAAGUAAUCAAUAAACCUGAAUUCUGAUCCACU
Stegastes partitus (bicolor damselfish) is the source of this 4508-nucleotide messenger RNA. RefSeq names its product brefeldin A-inhibited guanine nucleotide-exchange protein 2-like. The annotation marks the transcript as partial. The transcript is spliced from 23 exons. Gene Ontology annotation, biological process: regulation of ARF protein signal transduction. Gene Ontology annotation, molecular function: guanyl-nucleotide exchange factor activity. The record is from RefSeq and is a predicted model, not a curated record. NCBI's taxonomy places the organism in Eukaryota, Metazoa, Chordata, Actinopteri, Pomacentridae.